AUGCAGAUCUUUGUGAAGACGCUGACGGGGAAGACGAUCACGCUGGAGGUGGAGAGCAGCGACACCAUCGACAACGUGAAGGCGAAGAUCCAGGACAAGGAAGGCAUCCCGCCGGACCAGCAGCGCCUCAUCUUCGCCGGAAAGCAGCUGGACGACGACCGCACCCUGGCCGACUACAACAUCCAGAAGGAGUCGACGCUGCACCUGGUGCUGCGCCUCCGCGGUGGCAGCAGGGGCGGCUACCCCAAGGGGAUCGAGCCCAGCCUCCGCGAGCUCGCGCAGAAGUACAACGAGAACAAGAUGGUGCUAUGCACGGCUUCCCCUCAGGGUAACCAACUGCCGCAAGAAGAAGUGUGGGCACACCAACGCGCUGAGGUCAAAGAAAAGGUUCAUGUCCAAGAUUGGUGGACCAUGAUCGUUGGAGAGCCUGUUUAG
Molecule: messenger RNA, 435 nt
Organism: Miscanthus lutarioriparius
Lineage: Eukaryota; Viridiplantae; Streptophyta; Magnoliopsida; Poales; Poaceae
Source: the annotation of a GenBank genome assembly